Messenger RNA from Durio zibethinus, 3756 nucleotides. RefSeq names its product DUF724 domain-containing protein 6-like. NCBI's taxonomy places the organism in Eukaryota, Viridiplantae, Streptophyta, Magnoliopsida, Malvales, Malvaceae. The record is from RefSeq and is a predicted model, not a curated record.
AUUUAAAUGUAAAAUUUAAUUAUUUAAGUAUGAAACUGACAGUAAAAAUGGCCUAGUGUAAGAGUCAAAUGACUAUUUAAACCUUUCAAUUUUUUGAGCUGUUUGACUGUAAAGACCAAAAAAAAGGGCGGAAGGGUUUUCUGCAGGAAAGGUUACAAACCACAUUUUUCACCAAAAAAAUGUUGAAUCAUCCUCUUGACACUGACCUACUCCAACAACAACACUUCGCAAAAGGAACCCCAGUCGAGGUCAGCAGCGACGAGGAAGGCUUACAAGGCGCUUGGUACGUUGCCACAAUUCUUGAAUCCCCUCCCAAAUUCACUUCCAAGAAACGGAAGAAGGCCCUGGUUCAGUACAGGACUUUACUCGCCGAAGAUGGCUCCUCCCCUUUGACAGAACAUGUCGACCCCGCUUUGAUACGGCCGUUGCCACCUAAUGAAAAGGAGGGUGUUCUGUCGGGGUUUGAGUUAAACGACGUCGUUGAUGCGAGGUAUAGAGAUGGAUGGUGGACUGGGGUUGUGAGAAAGGUUUUGGAAAAGUCGAAAUAUAGGGUUUAUUUUGAUAAUCCACCUGACGCUAUUGAGUUUGAUGGGAAAGAUUUGAGGGUUCAUUGGAACUGGAUCGAUGGCAAAUGGAUUCGACCAGGAAAGCAGCAAUCAACAGGCUCCAUUUUUAGCUCAGGGACAACUGUGGAGGUAAAUAUUGACAAAGAAAACUUACGUGAUGUUUGGCUCCCUGCAAUAGUAAUAAAAGAAAAUGAGGAGAAUACUUUCUUGGUGAAGUAUCAGAGCUCUAGGAAUGAUGAUGAGUCUGGGACAGUAAAAGUUGUUGUAGAUUCUCUCCACAUCAGACCCACUCCUCCUCGUUAUGCAGAUAGAAAUUAUGAAUUGCUGGAAAGAGUCGAUACAAUAUAUAAUUUUGGUUGGCGAAGUGGAGUAAUUACCAAAGUUCUUACCGGAAGAAGGUACAAUGUCUUUUUUAAGCAUGGAAAUGAGGACAAGGAACUCAGUCACUCUGAUUUGAGGCCUAACAUUGAGUGGAUUGAUGGCAAAUGGGUUAGUAAUUCCAAGCAAGUCUUAAUUGCUUCUGACGAGCACGAGCAGAUAGGAAAUGCUCUCGCUGGUACCCACAACACCGAGGUGGCUGGUGAACUUGAACAUUCCUUUUCCACAAAGGAUAACACUGAAGAUAAGACUCCUUCGACAAAGAUAAGUGAGAAUAUUAUGGAGCAGCCAACUUCCACUGAUGAAAACAAUGCUUUACUCCCAAGCAAGAAGAGGAUCAAUCUGGAAACAUCAAAUGGUAACACUUCCCGCACACGGCCUUUGAACAAGUUAACUGAAGAAAAUGCAGUGGAGAUGCGAUUAUCAGUCACAGAUGAUCAGUUAAAAGAUAUGCCUAAUGAAAUAUCAUGUGAAGAAGGCACUCCAAGGACUGGAGGUACUGCAACAAGACACACGAAGAAAAUGGUGAUUAGUGAUCAGUCUUGUUCUAAGAGUGAAAGCCUCUUAACCGUAGCCACAACUCAAACUGCUUCGAAUGACUGCCUUUUCUGUCAACAUCACCGUUCUAACUGGACGACUAAGAGGCAGAAAGUUGGUUCAGUAGACAGUAAAACAAAUAACCUUGUGAAAAGGAAUGUAAGGGCUAGAAAGUCACCAAGUAAAGGCCCACAGGUUUCGACUGCAGGCAAUGAGGGAACUACAGGGAUUGCAGAAGAAAUCAAUGGAGAGGUUAAAACAAAAGAAGUUGAACUGCCUAUCAUCUUAGGAUUAACAGCAAAGUUCACAAAGACUUUACGGGCUGAAAAUUCUUUUCAGAUUCCUAAUGAGGAAUCUCUGAAGCUAAUGGAAAAGAAUAAUGUAAAUGAUUCAGUCCAAAAUGAGAACAUGGAAAUAGAGGAGCAUAAAGUUGGAGUAAGCAAUCAGAAAAGAAAGAGGGGAAGACCAUGUAAAUCACGUAAAUCACGAAAAUCAGUAGUUACAAGUCCAGAGGCUUUUGAAGCUGGUAAGGAGCAAAAUGGGGCUGGAGGUAUUACUGAUGAAAAAGCUGUAAAAGAUUGUAUGAGUGAUGAAGCUGAUUUGUCAAUACAUAAAGGGGUGGAGCUGGCAGAUGCAUUUAGAGGAAGGACAAGUGAUGAUUACAAAACAAAAGAGGUUCAGUUGGCGAUUGUUGGGAUUCCCAGCAUGUCUGAUGAAGAUCAACCUCUAUCAACUUGGAUAGGAGGAAUCCACUCUUCAGGUGAUGAAGAAUCAAGACUUUCCUCUGGUAGGCUUUUCAAUGGAUGGAAUGAGGAAAGAGGACUGGUUGAUGUUCCUGUAGAAUCUUUUGUAAUUGAUGUCAGAGGUGGAAGUCCAUUGGAUGAGGAUCGGAGUUUGCCUUUUGUGAAGAAAUCACCUGUUUGGCGAACAAUUGAAUCUUUGGAUGUCUUCCACGUUGUGCCCCAACAACCGCAUUUUCAACCUCUGGCUGAAAACAAAGAGGAGUUUCGUGAAGGAUCAGCAAUUGGUAUCAUGGUAACCUUUGCCAGUUUGUUCGAGAAGAUAUCCAUGUUGCAUUUUGAUGAUCCUGGAAGUACAUUUGACAGCAUUUUGGAAAGUCUUAAUGACUUGGAAAAGCACGGAUUUGAUGUUAUAUUGCUUCGACAUCGCGUGAGUGAAUUACAGUCAAUCAAAGAAGGACAAGACCAGCAUCUAGGGGAAAGAAAAAAUGCUGAAAGGGAGAUAAUUGAGUAUACAAGGGAGAUAAGUAAAUUUGAUGAAGAGAUGGAAGAGAUUGAAAAGAAGAUUAUUCAGUUACAAGAACGACAUACUGUAAUAAAGUCAGAGAAGGAGAUUAAGAAUCUUAAGAUUGGUAGCUUGAAGCUGCACGUUGAUGUUCUAAACGAACUUAUUCAGAAUGACUCACGUGAUUUUAAAAAAUUAGCUACUGCCCCUUGGAAGUUGCCAUGAUUGAGGGUACGCUACUCAUGGCUACUUAUUCAUAAUGCUGAGACUCCUGCACCACAGGUGAUUAUUGUUGUUCUUAAAUAUGCGGAUUCAACUGUUGUGUUUAGGGUAGGUCAGUAGGGUCAUUUUGAUUCUUAGAUUUGAUCAUCCGAAUGUUUUAGUUGUUUCAUGCACGUAGCUUACAUCUUCGGAGUCAUGUAUGUUAAGUAAUGGGUCUUAUUGAGUCAAAAUAUGGACCUGCUUCCCUAGAAUAGAAAUACUAAAAAUGUGAAACACUUACUUUUGUGGAAACCUUUAUUGAUGCCCUUUUAAUAGAUUUUUGACAUAUUGCUGCUCCACCGACACUCACAGAAGUGAAGCUUUUUCACCCAUGAUGUGAGUACUUUAAUUUUUUCUUUUACUACUUGUGAUUCUGGUGAAUCGCAGAUGAUUGGAUUCCUGAGGCUGGAGGGAAUUGGACUCCAGUUUUAUGUGAUGUUAUUACCAUGUAAACAUAAUAAUAAUAAUAAAGGGGGUUCCUGAGAGCUCGGGUUGCUUUCUGGAGUGUGAGAGAUGAGUAUUGGGCUUGAGGUUUUCAUGUUCUAUUUUUUAUUAACGUAUAUAUAUUUCGUCUCGUUAGCAUCUUAUUUUGAAUUUCAAUGAAUAUAUGCAAGUGUUGAAUUUUACCAAGAAGGCAAAGGCAAAAUCUGAUAAAGGAAUAGACCAAGUUAUGAUCCCAAAUACUGUUUCACGAUUUUUUCUUUUUUUUGGUGUAUAAGAGGACAAAUGCUCGUGCUAGGGGGAAGAGGAUUACGGGAAUAAAAUCUAU